Molecule: messenger RNA, 261 nt
Organism: Eimeria mitis
Lineage: Eukaryota; Apicomplexa; Conoidasida; Eucoccidiorida; Eimeriidae
Product: Delta-aminolevulinic acid dehydratase, related
Exons: 2
Coding region: 1-261 (86 amino acids)
Biological process (GO): heme biosynthetic process
Cellular component (GO): cytosol
Molecular function (GO): zinc ion binding; porphobilinogen synthase activity
Source: RefSeq, a predicted model, not a curated record
AUGCUAUUCCCCAAGGUGGACGAUGACCUCAAGAGCCCCCUGGGUGAGGAGAGCAGCAAUCCCGAUGGGCUAAUGCCUCGUAUCAUCAUGGCAAUCAAGGAUGCCUUCCCAGAUGUUCUGGUGCUCGCUGACGUUGCUCUCGACCCCUAUAGCACUUCAGGCCAUGACGGCGUUGUCGACGAGGAAACAGGAGUUGUACUUAAUGACAUGACAGUCUACCAAAUUUGCAAACAAGUUAGUUUCCCUGCGGUUGCUCUUUAG